AUGGCAGCGACCAACGGGACCACGAAAAUCCCUCAGACCGGCACCCGGAGCGAACUGCUCCCUUCCAUCUCGGCCUUCCUCAAGAAAUUCCCCGAUCUGCAUCUCGGAGGCCGCGGCGACUUCCACGACGAACGCUCACACCACCUAGAGGUGUUCGGGAUCCACAACAUUCCAAAGGACAAGAUCCACCCCAUUCAUCGUGUCGAACACACCGCCAUCCCUGGGCCCCACGGCACUAUCCCCCUUCGUGUACUCUAUCCUACCAGCGGCGAGGAGCAUCGAGCAAAGUCGCAGGCCGGCGCUCUAAUCUACUUCCACGGCGGAGGGUAUACCGUCGGAUCCGUCGACGAGUUCGAAAAUGGGCUCCGCUUGUUGGCCGAGAAGAGCGGCGUUCAGGUGUACGCGGUCGAGUACCGCCUCGCGCCGGAGCAUCACUACCCCGUCCAGCUGGAUGAGUACGACGCAGUCAUCGAUGCGCUGCAGGGCCAAUUCGGCCAACAGCGCGGCGUCCAGCACGUGCUCGGCGGAGGCGAUUCCGCCGGAGGCAACAUGACUGCCGCGGUAACCUUGCGACGAAAAGACAACGGCAAGAAGCCCUUGGUCGCGCAAAUCUUGCUCUACCCCGAAGCAAGAGUGCCGUUCGACACGCCGGCCGCGGUGGAGAACAACUCGGGGUUCUACCUCGAGUGCAACGGCAUCUUCAGCUUUGCCGACCACUACUUGCCCCGAGGGGUCCCCCCAAGCAACAGGUACAUCUCCCCGGGCAUGCAAGCCGUCAAAGAUCUCCAAGGCCAGCCGCCUGCCGCCAUCUACACUUCUGGAUUUGAUCCCUUGCGGGAUGUCGGAGUCGAGUACGCGAGCAAGCUGCAGCAGGCUGGAAACCAAGUGGUCUGGCGACACUACGACGGAAUGACUCACGGCUGGCUGCAGAUGACCGCCUGGAGCGCAGACGCUGUCUCGGCGGUUGGAGAUGUGGCGCUGGACAUCCAUCGUCUGACUUAUGGAGGAGCGUAA
This is a messenger RNA of Neohortaea acidophila, 1014 nucleotides long. RefSeq names its product triacylglycerol lipase. Gene Ontology annotation, molecular function: hydrolase activity. Bases 1 to 1014 code for a protein of 337 amino acids. The record is from RefSeq and is a predicted model, not a curated record. The transcript has a single exon. Lineage: Eukaryota; Fungi; Ascomycota; Dothideomycetes; Mycosphaerellales; Teratosphaeriaceae.